AUGAUUUGUCUUGCUAUUUCAGUUACUUGUGUUCCUGAGUGUAAAAAUAAUGGAACAUGUGUUAGCCAAAAUAAUUGCUCAUGUCCAAGUGGUUACACUGGUCCAACUUGUGAAAUUCAAUCCGUUGGAUUAUGUCGUGACAAUGAAAUACUUGACAAAAAACCCAUUCUAUUGGUUACAUUUGGAAAUGGUUUAUCUAAAUAUUCUCAACUUACACCUGAUCGUUUCAAUUUCAGUACAACAUAUAAGCAACAAUUUCAACCUACAACAUACGACGGCUCAUUCAGUUUUAUCAAUAGAGUCCCUAAUGAUUUCAACAAUGAUUGGCAUACUGAUGCAACAGAUCAUACAGGUGAUCCAGGUGGAUACAUGUUUUUAAUUAAUGCUGAUGAAAAACCUGGUCAGUUUUAUAAUGGUACCGUCAAUAAUCUAUGUAUUGGUCUACGUUAUGAAUUUUCUGUCUACUUGGCGAAUAUUAUGAAACUAACUGGUAGAAUUAAACCAAGUGUUCGAUUUGAAGUUCGAAGUCCAUCACUUGGAAAUCGAUUACUUGCUCAAUUAUCCUCAGGAGACGUACCAGAGGAUACAACUCUGGCGUGGAGAAAGUAUGGACUUUCAUUCAUAGCGCCAAGCAGUACAGUUGUUCUCUUAAUGAUAUCCGAUGCUCCUGGUGGUGGUGGAAAUGACCUAGCCAUUGAUGAUAUUGCAUUGACUGUUUGUUCACACAAAGGCAGUGGUUUCUGUCCUUCAUAA
Rotaria sordida is the source of this 753-nucleotide messenger RNA. NCBI's taxonomy places the organism in Eukaryota, Metazoa, Rotifera, Eurotatoria, Philodinida, Philodinidae. The record is from the annotation of a GenBank genome assembly.